Molecule: messenger RNA, 8968 nt
Organism: Gorilla gorilla gorilla (western lowland gorilla)
Lineage: Eukaryota; Metazoa; Chordata; Mammalia; Primates; Hominidae
Gene: PRKCA
Product: protein kinase C alpha
Exons: 17
Coding region: 241-2259 (672 amino acids)
Biological process (GO): protein phosphorylation
Molecular function (GO): zinc ion binding; diacylglycerol-dependent serine/threonine kinase activity; ATP binding
Source: RefSeq, a predicted model, not a curated record
UGUCAGUGAGCCUGGGGCCAGCGGGCGAGCCAGCGGCUCCGGCUCCCGCUCCCGCUCCGCGCAGCACCGGCCCGACUCUCCCCGGCCCCCGCCGCGCCCCCUCGCCGCGACCUCGGCCACCAGCCCGCGCCCCGCGCCCGGGGUCGCCCCGAGCCCGCACCUCUCCCCCGCCGCCCCCGCCCACCCGGCCCUCCGCGGCCGCAGCUCCCCGGUGGAGGCAAGAGGUGGUUGGGGGGGACCAUGGCUGACGUUUUCCCGGGCAACGACUCCACGGCGUCUCAGGACGUGGCCAACCGCUUCGCCCGCAAAGGGGCGCUGAGGCAGAAGAACGUGCACGAGGUGAAGGACCACAAAUUCAUCGCGCGCUUCUUCAAGCAGCCCACCUUCUGCAGCCACUGCACCGACUUCAUCUGGGGGUUUGGGAAACAAGGCUUCCAGUGCCAAGUUUGCUGUUUUGUGGUCCACAAGAGGUGCCAUGAAUUUGUUACUUUUUCUUGUCCGGGUGCGGAUAAGGGACCCGACACUGAUGACCCCAGGAGCAAGCACAAGUUCAAAAUCCACACUUACGGAAGCCCCACCUUCUGCGAUCACUGUGGGUCACUGCUCUAUGGACUUAUCCAUCAAGGGAUGAAAUGUGACACCUGCGAUAUGAACGUUCACAAGCAAUGCGUCAUCAAUGUCCCCAGCCUCUGCGGAAUGGAUCACACUGAGAAGAGGGGGCGGAUUUACCUAAAGGCUGAGGUUGCUGAUGAAAAGCUCCAUGUCACAGUACGAGAUGCAAAAAAUCUAAUCCCUAUGGAUCCAAACGGGCUUUCAGAUCCUUAUGUGAAGCUGAAACUUAUUCCUGAUCCCAAGAAUGAAAGCAAGCAAAAAACCAAAACCAUCCGCUCCACACUAAAUCCGCAGUGGAAUGAGUCCUUUACAUUCAAAUUGAAACCUUCAGACAAAGACCGACGACUGUCUGUAGAAAUCUGGGACUGGGAUCGAACAACAAGGAAUGACUUCAUGGGAUCCCUUUCCUUUGGAGUUUCGGAGCUGAUGAAGAUGCCGGCCAGUGGAUGGUACAAGUUGCUUAACCAAGAAGAAGGUGAGUACUACAAUGUACCCAUUCCGGAAGGGGACGAAGAAGGAAACAUGGAACUCAGGCAGAAAUUCGAGAAAGCCAAACUUGGGCCUGCUGGCAACAAAGUCAUCAGUCCCUCUGAAGACAGGAAACAACCUUCCAACAACCUUGACCGAGUGAAACUCACGGACUUCAAUUUCCUCAUGGUGUUGGGAAAGGGGAGUUUUGGAAAGGUGAUGCUUGCCGACAGGAAGGGCACAGAAGAACUGUAUGCAAUCAAAAUCCUGAAGAAGGAUGUAGUGAUUCAGGAUGAUGACGUGGAGUGCACCAUGGUAGAAAAGCGAGUCUUGGCCCUGCUUGACAAACCCCCGUUCUUGACGCAGCUGCACUCCUGCUUCCAGACAGUGGAUCGGCUGUACUUCGUCAUGGAGUAUGUCAACGGCGGGGACCUCAUGUACCACAUUCAGCAAGUAGGAAAAUUUAAGGAACCACAAGCAGUAUUCUAUGCGGCAGAGAUUUCCAUCGGAUUGUUCUUUCUUCAUAAAAGAGGAAUCAUUUAUAGGGAUCUGAAGUUAGAUAACGUCAUGUUGGAUUCAGAAGGACAUAUCAAAAUUGCUGACUUUGGGAUGUGCAAGGAACACAUGAUGGAUGGAGUCACGACCAGGACCUUCUGUGGGACUCCAGAUUAUAUCGCCCCAGAGAUAAUCGCUUAUCAGCCGUAUGGAAAAUCUGUGGACUGGUGGGCCUAUGGCGUCCUGUUGUAUGAAAUGCUUGCUGGGCAGCCUCCAUUUGAUGGUGAAGAUGAAGACGAGCUAUUUCAGUCUAUCAUGGAGCACAACGUUUCCUAUCCAAAAUCCUUGUCCAAGGAGGCUGUUUCUAUCUGCAAAGGACUGAUGACCAAACACCCAGCCAAGCGGCUGGGCUGUGGGCCUGAGGGGGAGAGGGACGUGAGAGAACAUGCCUUCUUCCGGAGGAUCGACUGGGAAAAACUGGAGAACAGGGAGAUCCAGCCACCAUUCAAGCCCAAAGUGUGCGGCAAAGGAGCAGAGAACUUUGACAAGUUCUUCACACGAGGACAGCCCGUCUUAACACCGCCUGAUCAGCUGGUUAUUGCUAACAUAGACCAGUCUGAUUUUGAAGGGUUCUCGUAUGUCAACCCCCAGUUUGUGCACCCCAUCUUACAGAGUGCAGUAUGAAACUCACCAGCAAGAACAAACACCUCCCCAGCCCCCAGCCCUCCCCGCAGUGGGAAGUGAUCCUUAACCCUAAAAUUUUAAGGCCACGGCCUUGUGUCUGAUUCCAUAUGGAGGCCUGAAAAUUGUAGGGUUAUUAGUCCAAAUGUGAUCAACUGUUCAGGGUCUCUCUCUUACAACCAAGAACAUUAUCUUAGUGGAAGAUGGUACGUCAUGCACAGUGUCCAGUUUAAUUCUGUAGAAGUUACGUCUGGCUCUAGGUUAACCCUUCCUAGAAAGCAAACAGACUGUUGCCCCCUUUUGGGUACAAUUUGAUAUACUUUCCAUACCCUCCAUCUGUGGAUUUUUCAGCAUCGGUAUCCCCCAACCAGAGAUGUUAAAGUGAGCCAGCCCCAGGAAACAUCUCCACCCAAGACGUCUUUGGAAUCCAAGAACAGGAAGCCAAGAGAGUGAGCAGGGAGGGAUUGGGGGUGGGGGAGGCCUCAAAAUACCGACUGCGUCCAUUCUCUGCCUCCAUGGAAACAGCCCCUAGAAUCUGAAAGGCCGGGAUAAACCUAAUCACCGUUCCCAAACAUUGACAAAUCCUAACCCAACCAUGGUCCAGCAGUUACCAGUUUAAACAAAAAAACCUCAGAUGAGUGUUGGGUGAAUCUGUCAUCUGGUACCCUCCUUGGUUGAUAACUGUCUUGAUACUUUCAUUCUUUGUAAGAGGCCAAAUCGUCUAAGGACGUUGCUGAACAAGCGUGUGAAAUCAUUUCAGAUCAAGGAUAAGCCAGUGUGUACAUAUGUUCAUUUUAAUCUCUGGGAGAUUAUUUUUCCAUCCAGGGUGCCAUCAGUAAUCAUGCCACUACUCACCAGUGUUGUUCGCCAACACCCACCCCCACACACACCAACAUUUUGCUGCCUACCUUGUUAUCCUUCUCAAGAAGCUGAAGUGUACGCCCUCUCCCCUUUUGUACUUAUUUAUUUAAUAGGCUGCAGUGUCGUUUAUGAAAGUACGAUGUACAGUAACUUAAUGGAAGUGUUGACUCUAGCAUCAGCCCCUACUGAUUGAUUUUCCUGCCUUCUCUAGCCCUGGAUGUCCACUUAGGGAUAAAAAGAAUACGGUUUUGGUUCCCAUUUCUAGUUCAUGUUGAAUGACAGGCCUGGAGCUGUAGAAUCAGGAAACCCGGAUGCCUAACAGCUCAAAGAUGUUUUAUUGAUAGAAGGAUUUCAAUAUGUUUUGCAAAUGCAUCAUGCAAUGAAUUUUGCAUGUUUAUAAUAAACCUUAAUAACAAGUGAAUCUAUAUUAUUGAUAUAAUCGUAUCAAGUAUAAAGAGAGUAUUAUAAUAAUUUUAUAAGACACAAUUGUGCUCUAUUUGUGCAGGUUCUUGUUUCUAAUCCUCUUUUCUAAUUAAGUUUUAGCUGAAUCCCUUGCUUCUGUGCUUUCCCUCCCUGCACAUGGGCACUGUAUCAGAUAGAUUACUUUUUAAAUGUAGAUAAAAUUUCAAAAAUGAAUGGCUAGUUUACAUGAUAGAUUAGGCUCUUACUACAUAUGUGUGUGUAUAUACAUGUAUUUGAUUCUACCUGCAAACAAAUUUUUAUUGGUGAGGACUAUUUUUGAGCUGACACUCCCUCUUAGUUUCUUAAUGCCACCUUUCGUCCUGGUUCCUCCGCCACUCUUCCUCUUGGGGACAACAGGAAGUGUCUGAUUCCGGUCUGCCUAGUACGUUGGUGCACACGUGGCAUUGCCGCAGCACCUGGGCUGACCUUUGUGUGUUUGCGUGUGUGUGUGUUUCCUUCUUCCCUUCAGCCUGCGACUGUUGCUGACUCCAGGGGUGGGAGGGAUGGGGAGACUCCCCUGUUGCUGUGUGUACUGGACACGCAGGAAGCAUGCUGUCUUGCUGCCUCUGCAAUGACCUGUCGUUUGCUCCAGCACGCACAAACUUUGUGAGACCAACACAGCCGUGCCCUGCAGGCACCAGCACGUGCUUUUCAGAGGCUGAGGACUUUCUUCCAGCCAUUGUGGCAUUGGCCUUUCCAGCCUUGGGAGGAGCACACUGCUUUGGUGAGACACCCCAUGCAAGGUCCUCAGAGUAGCCGGGUUCUACCACAAACAGAGACAGAAUGAAAGUAGCUGUCAGUCCUUGUAGAGAGCCGCUCUGUUUCCUCCCAGAAGCAUCUCCCAGCUAAGCUCGCGUUAUUUUUCUCCUCUGGCUGUUUGCCUGAAGUUCACAGAACACACAACCAUGAAAGGCUUUUUGAGGUGAGAGGCCCAGGUGGUCCUGGCAACCCUGAGUAGGAGAGACGGGGUAGGGAACGGGCCCGGCCAGAAAAGAACCAUUUCUUCUGCCAUCUUUUAUGCACCAUAGACAUCGAGACUCCAGGGGGUCCUGGCUCCCCUGUCCCUGCAGCCCUGCAGGUCAGUGCAUGAUCUGGGUUCGUGUCCUGACCAGGUGCUCCUCCUUUGAUCCGAGGGGAAAGGGACUGGUUUAUAGAAAGAGCCUAGGAGACAAAAGGGCCAGUCCCCCUGCCCAGAAUGGAGCAGCAGCAGGACAGACCCCCACGAGGCCCCCCCAGAGAGGAGGAAGAUCCCACGGAGGAACACAUGAGGUUAGGGACACUUGUUCAGCACCCCAAACAGCCUGCCUGUUUAAAGCAAGCAGCAGGCUCAGGCCUUCCCUGCAACCCCAACACCCACAAGUUUGUUUCUCUAGGAAACACAUUCACUGUCUCAGCUGGCUGUUACUCUCUCAGACCAUAUGGCAAAGUUUUCCAAGAAAAUGCCCCGACAGGGGUGCCCAGCACACUGCCUGAGGGACAACAGACAUCAGAACAAACCCCCAGGGAGAAACAGUCAAAAUCAGGGCCCGGUGCAGUGUUGUCAUGUGGAACCUGCUUUAUCCAUUGCUGAGUGUUGAAUGUGGGUAAUGGUUAGGGCUUUCCAGAUCUCAGCAGCCAAAGACAGUUAUUGUUGGAAGACUGUCAUGUAGAUAACCAUGAGCAAUGGCUCGCCUCAGAAUCAGUUCAUAAAAUUCUAUGGUACUGGCCCCUUCGUGGGUAUUGUGUGAAAUGAGAUGGUGGCGAGGGGUGCGCUGUGGAACUGCCGCAGCCACGCAGGAGGUCCCUGGGGGAUGCUUUGGGAAGUCCUUGCCCCUGAGCACUGCCUGCUUGCCAGGGCCUGCGGAGGUCUAGGCCACCUGGCAGAAUCUAGCACCGUCCGAAUCCCCGCAGGACCCAUGGAGCUAUGACCACACCAGGCCAUUCAAAUGGCUCUGCAUUAUCUUCCCUUGGAAGGUGGCCACUCCUCGGUGGCAGGGCCUUUCCCUGAGGCUGCAGGCCGUGGGCUGGCAGCCCGUCUCUUGGCAUUUCAAUUGAAGGUCACCAGGUGCUGGGUUUGAAAGGAAGUCACUGGAGUGCUGCCAGGGGCCGCCCUCCAAGGUUAAUGUGAGGCCCACAUCCAGGCAAGAACUAAUUCAAAAGGCAGAUCAGAAACCACGAGUCAAAAUUAUUGCUCCGGCAGUGCUUCCCUUCCUUUCAUCCACUGGCCUCGUGUGGUCCAUGCAGGGCCACCGUCUGCCCUUUCUGAUGCCACGUAUUAGGCCUUCUUAUUCAGAAUUUUGAUAGAAAACCAUGGGGCCAAGAGCUCUGGAAGCCUGGCCGGAAAGACCAAGGUUCAUGCAGCCCAACAAAUGAUUGUUGAGCACCUCUCGGAGCCAAAGUCCUUAGGUGAGUGUGGUGACUUCCUGGAAGGAGGAUGCAGACUUCCAGAGAGCCCCCUCCACGGACGUGCUGAGAAGGGAGAGGGAGGCGGGGGCUGUAGUCAGGAAGGAGCCAGAGAAGAACAGGGUUUGGGUGCAUCCAGAAAUAUGCCUGCAGUAGGAGGGAGAGGAAGGGGUGCCACCGUCAACGGCUUCCCAUCGGAGGUGGUUGGUGCAGAUGGAAGUUUCCGUCUGCUGGCCCUCAAGAGAGUGUUUUGCCAGGGACACAGUCUGUUCUUCCUCAGAAAACACCCCCCAAAUGCUAACAACAUCCCCACCAGCUGCUAGAAGCCCCUUUCACCUCCCCACCUUGAAGUAGCUCAUAGUUCUCUGGGCAGAGCCAGACCAUCCAGUGUACCCCAGAGGCCAGUAGGUUCCUGCCCAUUUUCCUCUCUGGCUUCCUGCCAAGAAUUAUGGCAGCUGAGGAUGAAUGGAGAAGUAAAAACAACUAACACCGCACAACUAACAACUAACACUGCAGUUCCCACCUGGUUCCACUUAGCAGGAGACAUUUCGGAGGGUUUUUUUUUGUUUUUGUUUCUGUUUUUUUUUUUUUUUUUUUUUUUGCUGGAAUUUGUUUUCUCAGUACUGAAAAGAGAAAAAGUGACAGUCUUGUAUUUUUAAAAGCCUCGGCAAGGUGAUACCACCUGACAGUCAUUUUCUCACGUUGGUUCUAAAGUCACCUAUUUCUUGUGUGUGCACAUCACACCAUUUCCUGUUUCUUUAUAACCCAACAAGGGUAGGAGUGCCUGUUUCCCCUGCUGGGCACACCAGACAAUCGUAAUCACAAAACAGGCACUGAGCCAGGGGCCCAAAGGGUGUGAUCGUGAGAGUUACCGGGACAGCAGUAGGCAUGACAGUCACCAGGAAGGACAAGGGUGCUCUGUUGUUAGUGGCCACACACCAAUUUGACAAGGAGUGUUGCGAAAUUUUUAUUUGUUUACUUAUUUAUUUUGAGAUGGAGUUUCACUGUUGUUGCCCAGGCUGGAGUGCGGUGGCACAAUCUCAGCUCACUGCAACCUCCACCUCCCAGGUUCAAGCGAUUCUCCUGCCUCAGCCUCCCAAGUACCUGGGACUACAGGUGCGUGCCACCACACCCAGCUAAUUUUUGUAUUUUUAGUAGAGAUGGGGUUUCACCAUGUUGGCCAGGAUGGUCUUGAACCCCUGACCUCAUGAUCUGCCUGCCUCAGCCUCCCAAAGUGCUGGGAUUACAGGCAUGAGCCACCACGCCCAGCCAAAAUAUUUUUUUUUAAGUCAUUUUCCUUAAGCUGCUUGGGCUACAUGUGAAAUACACUGGACAGUCAACAUUCCUGUCUCCUCCCAUUUGGGCUGAUGCAGCAGAUCCAGGGAAUGUUACCUGUUUCUGCUGCUAGAAGAUCCAGGAAAUUGGGAAGGUUACCUGAUGCACACAUGGAUGAAGGCCAUCAUCUAGAAAUGGGGUCAACCACAAUUGUGUUAAUUCCGUAGUGACAGGGAUUCUUCGGGAAGGUCAACAGUAUGAAGGAUUCUGACCCCUGUGCCUCCCAUCUGUGUGAUCAGGUGACAGUUAAUAACCGUGGAGGUCACACUCAGCCAUCCAACAGCCUUACAGUGACCCUACACAAAAGCCCCCAAAUUCCAAAGACUUUUUCUUAACCUAAAGGAAGAAAUUAUUUGUUAAUUCCAGUAGAGCAACUGAAUAUACUGGGCUAUUUGUACUUUUUUAUAGAGAACUUUAAUAAUAAUUCUUUAAAAAUGAGUUUUUAGAACAAAGCAACUGACGAUUUCCUAAGAUUCCAAUGCCCUGGAGCUUGUAGGAGGACUUAGCCUGGGUCAGCUGGAGCACCCCCGACCUGAUCUCCCACUGCCAGAUUUUCCCAUGCUCCUAGGGUAUGGAGUCCACGUGGGAAUGACUGCAAGUUCAGGUGGAACUUGGCGGACUGAUGCUCUGCGAGUUUUUAAUAGACACUGGGGACAACUGCUUAAGGUUUAGAAACUUCCAAACCACAGGAAAGACAUUUUUAGUGUCCCCCAUCCAGAGGCAGCCCUGGAAUAGGAUUCCCAGGGGUUUCUGGGACCCCUUUCCUUGCUCCAUGAGGCUCUGUGGCCGCCUUUUGGCAGGAGGAGGAUGCUUCCUUGGCUCUGUGCCCAGACCCGCCUGGUCCCCAGGUCUCUCACCUUGGGUGAAGAUUCAGAGAUGCCCUGUAAGGAUUUUGCCCACUGGGCAACCCAGAAAUACUUUGAUCUCCCGAGAUAUAAGAGGCGGCAGCAAACGUGCCUAUUGACGUCUGUUUCAUAGUUAUCACUUAUGCGAGUAGACAGAACUCGACUUUUCAGAAAAUAGGUGUCAAGUCCACUUUAUAAGAACCUUUUUUUCUAAAAUAAGAUAAAAGGUGGCUUUGCAUUUUCUGAUUAAACGACUGUGUCUUUGUCACCUCUGCUUAACUUUAGGAGUAUCCAUUCCUGUGAUUGUAGACUUUUGUUGAUAUUCUUCCUGGAAGAAUAUAAUUCUUUUCUUGAAGGGUUGGUUUACUAGAAUAUUCAAAAUCAAUCAUGAAGGCAGUUACUAUUUUGAGUCUAAAGGUUUUCUAAAAAUUAACCUCACAUCCCUUCUGUUAGGGUCUUUCAGAACAUCUUUUAUAAACAGAAGCAUUUGAAGUCAUUGCUUUUGCUACAUGAUUUGUGUGUGUGAAGGACAUACCACGUUUAAAUCAUUAAUUGAAAAACAUCAUAUAAGCCCCAACUUUGUUUGGAGGAAGAGGCGGAGGUUGAGGUUUUUCCUUCUGUAUAAGCACCUACUGACAAAAUGUAGAGGCCAUUCAACCUUCAAACACCAUUUGGUUAUAUAGCAGAGGAGAUGGAUGUGUAAAUUACUGCAUUGCUUUUUUCUUCAGUUUGUAUAACCUCUAAUCUCCGUUUGCAUGAUACGCUUUGUUAGAAACAUUAAUUGUAGUUUGGAAGCAAGUGUGUAUGAAUAAAGAUAAUGAUCAUUC